CGCAACUACAAUGCAAACAAACAUGGCGGCGUCCGUAAACGCAAACUCAUCUGACAAUCGCUCUUUGUUCAGUCUAUAAACUCGUUUGCGCGCAAAUAACGUUUGUCAGGCAAGCCGUGACGAACGAAAUUGGGGUCAUGUCCAGGCUGGCGGUGGUGUGUGGGGGCUCCAGAGGUAUUGGGAAAGCUGUAUCCCGCCUACUGUCUGAGAGGGGCUGCAGGUUAGCUGUGGUGUCGAGGAACGAAGAUGCCGCCCGGGCCACCGUAGCGACUCUACAUGGAUCUGACCAUGUGGCUCUCAGCUGUGACAUCUCGAAAGAGCAAGAGGUGCAGAAAACCUUUGAAAUAAUCCAGAGGACCUGUGGAAACAUCUCAUAUCUUGUGAAUGCUGCUGGCAUCAACAGGGAUUCUCUGUUACUGAGGACCAAGCCGGAAGACAUGGUGGCUCUGCUUCACACCAACCUGUUGGGCUGCAUGCUGACCUGCAGGGCAGCGCUGCGCAGCAUGCUGCAGACCAAGGAAGCAGCCAUUGUUAAUAUAGGCUCUGUGGUUGGCCUAAAAGGGAAUGCAGGCCAGUGUGUCUACAGUGCCAGUAAAGCUGGCUUGGAAGGUUUCACUCGCUCGCUUGCUAAAGAAGUAGCUUCACGUAAUAUCAGGGUUAACCUGUUGGCUCCAGGUUUCAUCCACACUGACAUGACCGCAGGGCUGAGGGAGAAGGAUGGAGCACACUCCAUCCCUCUGGGGAGAUUUGGCACGCCAGAGGAAGCAGCCCAGGCUGUCCUCUUCCUUUUAGAGUCUCCCUACAUUACAGGACAGGUGCUGGUGGUGGAUGGAGGACUGCAGCUGGCUAUGUAGGGAGUGACAGCUUCUAGAGCCAUCAGACUACUCAAAGGAGCUCAACACCUUCUGUUUUUGAGUACUAAUUAUGUUGUUUUAGACAUGGAUGUGGACGGGUAGCAAAGGUGAGUUUGUGUAAUAAUGACUGAAGCAUCUGACUGAGAAAAUCAGUCUGAGAAAAUCUUUUGAGAAGUUUAAAGUUGUUCAAAGACAUUAACCAGUCCUUUAGCGCACUUCAGAAGAUAAAAACUCACAUCUGUCCUGCUGCUCUCUGGCUUUCUGCUGAGUCACUCUGUGCUGCCACAGUGGGCAGGGCUUAAAGUGUGUGACAGUCUGUCAUGAGUAAUGCUGCUGACUCCAGAGUGUCUGGCCCAGUCCAGACCUUCAUGCCCUGAGGUCCUAAAUUUAAUCAGCAGAUUUAACGCUGUUUUUUUUUCCAUGACUGUAAAGCACUCAUCGCUGAUUGUAACGCUCAUGUUUUGUUCCCCCUCGCACUUCCCUCGGGAGACCCCCUCGCAGCCGGCACAUCUUGCCCACUCCACCCCCACCUAUGGCCCCCUGAUCCCACCUCUGGUGGGGCUUGUCCAGGGAGCCAGCAUGUUGAGCUGCAGCUGGAGGAAAUUAGAGGUGGUGGUGGAGGUGGGGGGGGGUAUUUUUAGCUUUGGGAAUGUUUUGAGUGUCUGGUUACAGCUCUGGACCUGCAAUGUGCACGGAUGGGGUUGGAGGUGGCUGUAAUACCCCUUGAUAACAUCUGAAAAGCUGUGCUGGUCUUCCCUUUCAUUAAAACAUGCUGCUGCCAUUGAUAAAUGGAAUAAUUGACUUUAAAUGUGCUUUCUCUUUAUGUGCAUUUGGGUCCUUAACAGUGUAAGUGCAAGUUCAACUGAAGGGCUGCAAGAACGCCGUUUCCAGUGGGAUUCAUGACGUGUUUACUGGCAUUCUUUUCAUGUUAUAUUUCGAGGCUGCCACAGUAUAAAAACAUUUCACGCUGCCUCUGAAGAGUUUGGAUUUUAUUAAUGUUCAUAAUCUAAGAUAAUAUGAGGACAACAAUCAGUAUACAGGCAUUGAUUGGCAUAGAAAUGUGCAAACACUGUAAGCGCCAGCUGAUGCGAAGUCUGAACAGAGAAAUGUCCACUUUGUGAAGUGUUGCAGAAGAGACAAAAAUGCUAGAUAUAAAUAUACCUUUUUUUUUUAUUAAUUAAUACCCCUGAAUACUGAAAAAAAGAGAAAAUGUUGUGUGUUUAUACAUCCUGAUAAAAGCCGUUUGGCACUAUAUAAGUGUCCAAAAAAUAACAUGCAAAGAAAUGGUGUUUUCUUUAAGUGAUGUAAGGCAGUAAAUAUAUUUAUAAAACUUCAUAAUCCAGGCAGUUUUAUCAGUGAACAGAAAGCUGCAGAUAUAAUUUAAGUCAUGAUUGUUGGGAAACUAGUUUUUUUUUUUUUUUACAUACAAAAAUAAAAUGGACAAUCUGUGAUGUGUGUGAGAAAUAGACUGAAACCUUUCACAGCACCCUCUCAUCAGUGAGAACAGUUCAGUUCACUCUUCUAAAAACAAACCAUCAAAGAAACAGAAAAAAAAUGAAGUUUUUCUUGUUUUCCAUUUGCUAUGAUCAUAUCUGACGUUCUUCAUCUUUACUGGUCACUCACAUCCCUCGACAACCUGCUUCCCCCCCUUUCAACCCUCCGGUUAGAUCCAUCUUUUCUAACUUCAGCCACUCAUAAACCUUCUCUCUCUCUUUUUUUUUUUUUUACUAAGUUGAUUUCUUUUUAAAAA
Messenger RNA from Melanotaenia boesemani (Boeseman's rainbowfish), 2604 nucleotides. It is a transcript of the gene cbr4, whose product is annotated as carbonyl reductase 4. NCBI's taxonomy places the organism in Eukaryota, Metazoa, Chordata, Actinopteri, Atheriniformes, Melanotaeniidae. The record is from RefSeq and is a predicted model, not a curated record. Gene Ontology annotation, biological process: fatty acid biosynthetic process. The coding region runs from base 138 to 854 and encodes 238 amino acids. Gene Ontology annotation, molecular function: quinone binding; oxidoreductase activity, acting on the CH-OH group of donors, NAD or NADP as acceptor. The transcript has 6 exons.